Solanum stenotomum is the source of this 720-nucleotide messenger RNA. RefSeq names its product putative B3 domain-containing protein At4g03170. Gene Ontology annotation, molecular function: DNA binding. NCBI's taxonomy places the organism in Eukaryota, Viridiplantae, Streptophyta, Magnoliopsida, Solanales, Solanaceae. Bases 1 to 720 code for a protein of 239 amino acids. The transcript is spliced from 2 exons. The record is from RefSeq and is a predicted model, not a curated record.
AUGGCAAAAACACCAGAGAAGGAGGAGGAAAUAAAGCAAAAUGCUAAAAGGAAACAUUCUCUUGUUGAAGAAGAAGAAACAGAGGCCAAGAAAAUGAGUUCAGAAACAGCUUUUCAGCUGAAAUCAACCCCACGAACCAAAUCACGAGAAAGUUCUGAUGAGGAAGAAGAAGAAGAGGACAAGAAAAUGAAAUCAGAAACAAUUUUUCCUGGUGAAUAUUCAGAAAUCAAAUUCCCAGAAACUUCUGAAUUGGUAAAUGCACGAUUUGGGGAUGAAAAAAAUCAGAGAUUUGGAUACAGCUUUGAUGGAGAAAUUUUAUCAAGAUUCCCCGACAUAAAGAAAAUACUCGGAUGUAUUGAAGAUUGCACUAUGCCAUUUGAGCAAAAGAUAGUGAAAACAGAUGUUGACAAGCUUAUACUAAGCAGAGAUGAGGUGAAAAGUAGAAUUUUGCCAUUGCUGAAAAAGAGUGAAAAGAGUGAUCUUAAAGGCGGGGGAGGAAUCGUAGUGAAGGUUUAUGAUGAAUUCGGUAAAAGUUAUAAGAUGAUGUUCAAGUUCAUUGAUGAUCAAUUCAUGCUUUGUACUAGAUGGAAAUAUUUGUUCGAAGAUCAUAAACUGAAUGAAAAUGGAGAUUGUUAUGCUGCAGUUUGGAUGUUUCGACACAAAAGAUCACGUAAACGAUGUUUUGCUGUGAUUAUGAAGACGUCAAAAACUCAAGAUUAG